UCGAGCCAAGCGGGGAAAGGGCGCGGAACUGCGGCCGUUCGCGGCCAUGACUGGCAUUCUGUGCGAUUGGCUGAAUCGGGAAGUGAAGCUCUCGCGGACAGUGGACGCAGAAUCUUUCGCCAGAGAAUUUUCUUCUGGUUAUCUCAUUGGAGAACUUCUAAACAAGUAUGAACUUCAGGAAGAUUUUGAUCAGUUUUCACAAAGCAGGCUUGCCAAUGCAAAACUCAACAACUUUUCUCGCAUGGAGCCCACCCUUCAACUUCUGGGUGUACAGUUCGACCAAAAUGUAGCCCGAAACAUCAUGACAGAGCAGCAUGGAGCUGCUAUCAAACUUGUGUACCAAUUGUAUGUGGCCCUAGAGAAAAAGAAAAAAGCAGGGCUCACUGGAGUUGCCAUGGAUGCAAUGCGACCUUCAGCAAAUGCAAAGCUUAAAAGUGUAGGAACCGAAAUAUAUCGUGAGAGACUCAAAACACUAGUACCCCGCCAGGCAGACCUCUCACUCCAACAAAUUUCAGAAAGCUUUCAAAACAAAGUCAAGAUUCUGGAAAGUAAAAUGGUUGGUAUGCAAUUUGUGAAGCAACAGCAGGCCAGACAGAUCCAGGAGGAAAAAAAGGUUGAAGAGCUUGAAAGGAAAAUUGCAGAAAAACGCAGGCAGAAUGAAAUCAUGGCCAAAAUUCAAGCAGCAGUUAUCCAGAUUCCAAAACCAUUGCCACAGCAUACUGACAAAGCGAUUGAAGACCAAAAACUGCAGAAGAAGAAGAAGGAAGCAGAAACAACGUACACUGAAAUUAGGAACUUUGAAAAACAAAUGAGGAAAGAGGCUGUUGUACCUGCCAAACUCACAGAGAGCAUGAUGUAUGCAAUAAAGCAGGCACAAGAACUAGCUACGACAAAACCAGUCAUUACUGAGCUACUGAACACCUACUCAGAUGAUGAAUAUAUUAGGAAAAUUCAGAAACGUCUUGAGGAGGAUACCUUUGCUCGAGAACAACGGGAGAAGAGAAGGCGAAAGAUGUUAAGGGAGCAACUCAUAGCUCAUGAAGCACAAGAAGAGGCCUAUAGAGAAGAGCAGCUUGUCAACCGACUUAUGAGACAAUCCCAGCAAGAGCGGAGAAUAGCUGUUCAACUUAUGCAUGUGAGGCAUGAGAAAGAAGUCCUGUGGCAAAACAGAAUUUACAGAGAAAAGCAGUUUGAGGAAAGACGCCUCAAAGAAUUUCAAGAAGCUCUCGAUAGGGAAGAGGCUCUUGCAAAACAAGAAAAAAUUGAACUUGCAGAACAGGCCCUUAGAGAAAAACAACUGCAUGCAAAACUUGCUGCUGAAAGAGCUGAGGCUCGCUAUAAGAAGCAUUAUGAAAUUUGCUGGGAGGUGGUUGAACAAAUAAUUGAUUUAGCAACUAAAAUAGGAGAAUAUAGAACGCUGACGAAUAAUUUAAUUCCUGCAAAGCUAAUGCGUGACUGGAAGGAACUCUUCUUAAAAGGAAAGCCAAUUUAUGAGCAAGCUGACAUCAGCAAUUUGCCAGAUGAGCCGACUCCAGAACAAUUAGUAGAACUGGACAAAAUUAAUUUGCUAGAUGAGAAAGAUUAUGAUGAAUAUAAGGCUAUGGUUGAGGAGUGGUACCCUCCUGAAGAGAUCAGAGUAAAUAAACCACCUCCUGAUAAUGUAAUAUUGGGUCAUGUGAUUCACAGAUUGAUGGAACUUGUAUAUCCCCCAGACCCGGAACCACCACCGUCUAUAUUUUCUCCAUUUCCUAUGAAAGGUUGCAUUUUGGGAAAGCUCUAUAGUGGAAAAACCACCUGCUUAAACUUCUUAGGAAAAGUUUUUAAUAUCCAGGUCCUAUCUCUGGAUGCAUUGAUUGAAGAGGCAAUUAAAUCCUUCCAUGAAAAUGAAACAGUGGUUGAAAGUUUACUUCCAGCCAGAAUGGAAGGCUCUUCUUUGAAUCAAAUACAAGUUCUAAAAGAGGCUUCUAAGGCUUCAUUGGUAGUAUUGAAAACUUAUGAGUCAGCAGAACAGAACAUAGCAAUUGAGGAGCCCAAAGAAAGUAUUGAGAAAUCAAGCUCUGCUGUGAUGGUUGACCAAAUGGAGAUAGAGGAUGAGGCUGAAUUAACUAAACUUUCUAUUCGUGCUCAGCUUGGUGCAGCAGCAGAGACAUUGUUAAAGAAAGGAAAAAACAUUCCAGAUGAAUUACUAGUUGGCAUCAUGGUGGAAGCUAUUAGUCGGCUACAGCCAGAAAAGGGUUGGAUCAUGGAUGGAUUCCCAAUGACACUCAAUCAGGCCAAGCUGCUUGAAAAAGCACUGACUGGACGAGACCCAGACCAGACAGAAACUAAUACAAUAAACUUGAAAAAGCCCACACUGGUUACAGACCCUGCAGCUCCAAAAGAGCCCCCUGUGCGUUCACCUGGUCUUGACUUUGCGAUUUUGUUAGAUGUUACAGACUCCAUUGUGAUGAAUCGGAUAGCAACGGAGAAGGUUGACUCCUAUGAAAGUGAACACAAAACCACUGCUCAAAUUUCACAAACAGAAAUCCAGGAAAGAGAGGAAUUAAAAUCAGCGUGGGGCCAGAUGCAGCACAGAAUUAUAGGAUUCCUGGAUGCUUGGCCCCAGUUAGAAGAUUGGUAUUCUGAACAGCAAAAUAUACUUAUAAAAGUCAAUGCAGAUAUUGAGAAAAGUCUUAUGUGUCAAAGAAUAAAAGAAAUUUUAACAGGAGAAAUCAUCAAGAUCCAAAGUAAAGGAAAAGAAAAGGAAAAGUUAGAAGGUGAAAAAGAGAAGGAGGCCAUCCACCUUUUGCCAGAAGAAUCAUUCAUAGAAAAAAUGGAAGAAGCAGCCCUAUUGGCAGAAUUACAGGAGCCCCCACCUCCACCCCCUGCAACUAAAGAGACCACUCCAUCAGAGUUACCUGCUAAAGGUAAAAAGGGAAAGAAAGAAGAAACAAUCAAAGGAAAAGAAUCAGCAGCUAAAUCAGGAACUCCACGAGCAAAAGGACAGGCAAAAUCUAUGUCAUCUUCCCCUGAAGAUAUGUUGCCUUUUAGUACUAUUGAACCACCUCCAAUCAAACCUGGGUCAAGUGAAUGGAUUUACUGUGAUGAUCCAAUACCCCAAGAAAUAGCAGAAUUCCUAGUUCCUUAUUGGGAAACAAUAGAGAAAACAUACAUCAACAACAUCAAAGCAACCCUUAGAUGCCUCAGAGAUGAGCAACAUGUUAUCAUUUAUUACCUGUCAGACAUAAGAAACCAUUUCAAGGACUAUUUGAAGCGUCCAGACCACAAGCAGGAAUUUGUGACUCAGUGGCAAGUCGAUUAUAAUUCAGUGACUGAUGACUUAUGGGACGAUGAUGAAACAAAAGAAGAACUCCAUCAAAGAGUUACUGAUUUAAGAGAUCGCUUGUGGGAUAUCUGUGAGAACAGGAGAGAUGAAGCUGAGCAAGAACGUUGUGAUAUCAUGAACGAUGGCUGGUUGCCGGACCGAAUUGGGCUUCUGAUGAACCACAUUUUUUCUCUUAUGCAGAAUGAAAUGGACCGUUUCCAAGAUACCAAAAGAGUUCUGCAUGAUUAUUAUAGAGCAAUGGAAGGCAAAAUUCCAAUAGACACCAGCUCCGACUUUACCAGAAUACCCUUGAUAGAUCUAAUGGAAAGAAGGCUAUCUGCGGAAGAGUGCAAGAUGAAAAUAAUCCCUACGAUUGCUCACAUAUCUCCUUCACCAGAAGUUAACAGAGAAAGGAUCAAAUUGAUUCCGGUUAAGCUCAAGGAUGAUCUGUUUUCGGAAAGUGUAAUAUUUAAUUUCAGCCCAGAUGAGAAACUGCUCACAGAGACAUGGCAUCAUCUUACAACAACUAUAUCAUCCGUGGUGAGUUCUGAGAUACAAACAAAAGAAGCGGAAGAGGAGAAAGAACGGCUUCAGGAGGAGAUGAAGGAAAAAGAGCGCCUCAAAUCUUCACAAGCAAUUGCUGGCAAAGGUGGCAAGGAAGGGAAAGGGAAAGGAGGAAAAGGUGAAAAGGACGCAAAAGGUGGGAAAGAGGCCAAAGAAAAGGACAGCAAAGAUGCUAAGAAAGGAAAAAAGAAAGGUAUACAUAGUCCCUCUACAACUGAAGUGGUAGCUACUCCUUUAUCCCCAGAAGAAUUAAAGAAGCAAGAAUUGAAACUUAAAAUGAAACAGGAAUAUUUUGCUGCACUGGAGCAUGAAGCGGAGGCUGCAAAAUCUCGUCUUGAGCUGUUAAAAGUUAAAGGAUUAGCUUUCCUGGAGGAUCUACAAUCAAAGGCAGAAGAAACAUACAGAAAUAUGGAAAAAUGGCUUGGAGAGCGAUACCUGGCUGAAAUGUCUAGUGUGGAUAAAUUGGUUGGGGUUGCCCGGAAUCAUAUUGAAACUUCCUCCAGGAUUCAGUUUGAAUUAGCCCUGGAAGGAACAGAUUUCUAUGUUAAUGGUGAUAUAAAAGUAUUUGAAGAUCCUACUCUUCCACCUCGUCCCCCAUCUGUGGAGACUGCUACAAACAGUACACUCACUAUUUCACAGCUAAGUACUCUUCAUAAGCAGUUUCUACAGGUGGCACCUAAAGGGUUAAUACCAAAUAAAACAUUCAUAGAUAUUUUGUUUGAUUUGAUCACUCUGAAUCUUGGGUCCAAUAUGCUUCCUGAUACCUGGCUACAUCUCUCCAUGUAUGAUUUGCAGAGCCUAUCAUUAUUCCUACUUGUGAAUUUGGACACAGUGGAUUGGCGCAGAUUCUUACAUGCAGCUUCCCAGCCUUGGCCUAUUCCUUCUGUAACGGAACUGCUUGAAACAUUACAGAGAUUUCAGGACGUGGAUACUAAAGGAUCUGGAUUUGUCACCCUGGAAGAAUAUGAUCAGGUUGGUCUGUGGUUUAAAGAAAGUGAAGAUUUAGGCAUUCCAGAAAGUCCUAUAGAACCUUUACCAUUUAACCGUCAGAAGCAUCUCAUAGAAUUUUUGUUCUAUUUAUUUGCUGAUCCUGAAAAAGACCCUCCUCAACUGAACUACACUAAGAUGCUACUCUACUUUGCCUCUUACCCUGAUGCUGUAGAUGGUGUCUAUCGAGCCCUUAGUGUCACAACAGGGAUAUAUAUUCAAAGGAAGAGGGAGAAACACUUUUCUCUUCCUCAUAUGUUUUUAUCAUCUGCUGAGCAGCUCCUAACCCUGGCUACCCAGGAGGAACAGGCAGAAGAGGAGGCUGGUGAAGAAGGGGAGGAAGAAGCAGAGGAAGAGAUGGAAGAAAAGGAUAAAGAAGAUGACGCCCUGUCUAUCGGCAAAGACGGAUACAUCUCUCUAGCUACACUUCUCCAUGUAUUCCAGUAUGAAACAAACAAAGCUUUCGACAAUCACAGAUUUAGUAGUCAUCUGACAGAAGAGGACAAUUAUGAGCAUUUCAUAAAGGUAUACAAGGAUCUUGGCUCUGAAGAGCUGCAGCCCAUCAAAAUUGAACUCCUUUUGAAGCACCCCUUCAUUCACGACUUAAUUAACAACUAUCAGGGGUACAAGCUUCCUGAUUUUAAAAUGAUUCUGCAGAGAGCAGGCCAAAUUCAACCAUUUAAUGGAGAUAACAUCACAUUAUAAAGAAAUUAAAAUUAGGGGAGGGCAGGGGAAUAAAAGUCUGCAACUGGUUUUCAGCACCACAGAAGUAUUUCCCAAAUGACCUAAAUGUUGGGUUAAUUCUUACUCACUUGUAGAGCUGUGUCCUUUAAUUGGAA
Molecule: messenger RNA, 5694 nt
Organism: Pseudonaja textilis
Lineage: Eukaryota; Metazoa; Chordata; Lepidosauria; Squamata; Elapidae
Gene: SPEF2
Product: sperm flagellar and cilia associated 2
Biological process (GO): sperm axoneme assembly
Cellular component (GO): manchette; sperm midpiece
Molecular function (GO): calcium ion binding; protein binding
Source: RefSeq, a predicted model, not a curated record